CUUAAAAUUCCUCAGUGUUAUCAUUUCAGAGAAUCUCUCCUAGGUCCAGCACAUGUGCCAUUACAAAGGCAUCACAGUAGUGCCACUACCUACUGAGAAGUCUGUGAAGAUUCGGCAUGUCAUCUGAAAAUGUGACAAGCUUCUAUAGAUGUGUAGUGGAGAUGUGACGACAAACCAAGUUAUCAGACGAUUGAUGCUACUGAGAGAGAUAAGGGAGACAAUGAAGAAACACUCAAGAUGUUAAUGAGAGAGGAGAGAGAGAUUAACAAAAAGAGACACAAUUCAGAAUAUUGACAGACCGGUUGCUUUGAACCUGAACUGUUUGAAAUUUGAUGGACAGGCGAUACCCCAGCAGGGGGAUAAAAAGAACAGGUUCACUAAGGCCCGAGAGACACCACAAGAUAACGAGAUCCUGGAAGAGCGGUGUGCCCCCACAUGUUGGUGGAAGUUUGGAGGUCCGGUUCGCGGGAACCGACCAUAGACGCACAGGGUGCAAAGGUACGAUCGGUGGGAACCUGGUGUGUGUGUUCACCCUUGCCUGGGUGCCGGGUUCACCGCGGAAGAACGGUCAUAUCCGGAACGGAGGGGUCACAGUCGGUGACCACAGCGGGAUAGAAGACAUAAUACGGUCCGCCCGAAAGCAGAUAGAAGACAUAAAAGGGUCCGCCCGAAAGCCAACUGCAAAGAACAUCAAAGGUGGCCGGGGUCCUGUCGGAGUCAGUGAUCUACAGCUGCACUCAAACUGCAGUUCUUCACAGCAGUGGGAUCCUGUUCUCAGAUCUCGCCGAGCAGUCCAGCAUUUUCGAUAUCUCCAGGAGGGGCCUGGAAGACGUGAACCUUUGGGGUGCAGCCCUUUGGCCCUUCAGACGACCCGACUACUCGACCCACACAUCGCAGGAGACUGGAACAUCGAGACAGCUCUGAGGGCUGCCGUUGAAAAAUGCAACAGUGCAAACCGUGCCGUGCCUUCAGCAGGAAUAGAAGCAUUUGCUUUCUACUAA
This is a messenger RNA of Mobula hypostoma (lesser devil ray), 1001 nucleotides long. RefSeq lists its product as uncharacterized. The transcript is spliced from 3 exons. Bases 333 to 1001 code for a protein of 222 amino acids. NCBI's taxonomy places the organism in Eukaryota, Metazoa, Chordata, Chondrichthyes, Myliobatiformes, Myliobatidae. The record is from RefSeq and is a predicted model, not a curated record.